Molecule: messenger RNA, 3441 nt
Organism: Parus major (Great Tit)
Lineage: Eukaryota; Metazoa; Chordata; Aves; Passeriformes; Paridae
Gene: PRPF3
Product: pre-mRNA processing factor 3
Exons: 15
Coding region: 1093-3312 (739 amino acids)
Biological process (GO): mRNA splicing, via spliceosome
Cellular component (GO): U4/U6 x U5 tri-snRNP complex
Source: RefSeq, a predicted model, not a curated record
CCUGGUGCGGGUUACGGGGCUCCAGCGCUGCGGCUGCUGGAGCUGCUCCCCGCCGUGGCUCUGCUCUCCCGGUGUUACCGGGAAACGCCCGCGGAGCUGCCGCUUCCCCUGCAGCUCUUCCUGGGAGCUGAACCGGCUCCAAUUACACGAGUUCUGUGGGUUAUUACGGACACGCUCAGAGCUGUUGAUGCGUGGGGGGCCGGAAUUCAUUGGUUGUGCUUAUCCUCGGCCUCUGCAGGGUCAGAACUCGUGGGGGAAACGCCAGGAUCCAGGUCUGGGCUCUGUUUGAAACCUGUGUCUAAAGGAGCUGCCAGGAAAAGUAGAACCUGUGUUCUACAGGCUCUGGAGGGAGGCCGGACCCUGCAGGAAGCAGCAGUCACCUCCUGGAACUGCUCACAGACCUGAAAGCAGGGGCUCUCUGUGAGAACUGACCCCGGGGCCCCAUUCCCGGCUCCAGGAAGGAUAACUGAACCCCUGGAUCCCAGUUCCAGGAAGGACAGCCUGGUGUCCAUUCCCGCAGCCCCACAGGGCUCCUGUGAGAGGGAGCGCCGCGGUCGAGCUCAUCCCUAAGGAGAUUUUCCCAGAUCCGAUUUGGGCCCGGAGCCAGUUGAGGGCAGGUGCAGCCACAGCCCGGGCUGUGCGUGCUGCAGGCUGGGAGGGGAUGGGGCUGGAUUGGGGCUGCACUCGGGGAAGGGGCUCACACUGGACCUCCCUGGCACGGCACGGGGGGUUCUCCUGCCCCACCCCUUCCACUCCAGUGCAGCUCUGCCCAAGCCCUGGAGCAGCCCCACGCAGGGAUCUGCGGGCUGGAGGCCUUUCCCACUGGGCUUUGUCACCGUGAGGGGCUGUCCCGAGAGCAGACGUUCCCGGUUUUGGAAGCACAGGAACGCUGCGGUGCAUCCCUCGGGGAUCUGUGAGGGAACGUGUGUGGGAGCAGCGGGUCCAGGGUCCCCUGGGGGGGUCAGGAACUUCCUCCUCAUGGGGUUUGGCUCAUUUUAGCUCAAAGUUUAGAAUCAAGAGAACACAAACGGUCUCCAAGAGCUUUUCCCACACGUGGACCUGAUCCUGAGGAAGAAGGGCGCAGAGGUGACGAUGCUCUGGGACCCUGUUUUAUUUCCUUUGUCUCCUUCCAGCUGCGAGCUGGGGGCUCCGCUCAGCCCGCGCAGAGAUGUCGCUGUCCAAGCGGGAGCUGGACGAGCUGAAGCCAUGGAUCGAGAAGACGGUGAAGCGCGUGCUGGGCUUCUCGGAGCCCACCGUGGUCACCGCAGCGCUCAACUGCGUCGGGAAGGGCAUGGACAAGAAGAAAGCAGCCGGUACGUCCAGAGCUGGGUUUGUGAAACAGCCCACACCUCCCCAGGGUGGAGGGGCAGGGGCACAGGGCAGUUCUCCCAGCCUCCACGAGACCACCUUAAACCCUUCCUGGAUGAUUCCACCCUGCGGUUUGUGGACAAGCUCUUCGAGGCAGUGGAGGAAGGACGAAGCUCCCGGCACUCCAAAUCCAACAGUGACCGGAACCGGAAGCGGGAGCUAAAGGAUGUGUUUGGUGAUGACUCUGAGGUGUCCAAGGAAUCCUCUGGCGUCAAGAAGCGGCGCAUCCCACGGUUCGAGGAGGUUGAGGAUGAGCCCGAAGUGAUUCCAGGCCCGCCGUCAGAGAGCCCAGGGAUGCUGACGAAGCUCCAGAUCAAACAGAUGAUGGAGGCAGCCACCCGGCAGAUCGAAGAGAGGAAAAAGCAGCUGAGUUUCAUCAGCCCUCCGACACCACAGCCCAAAAUUUCUUCUUCAUCGCAAUCGGAACGGCUCCCCAUCGGCAACACGAUCCAGCCCUCGCAGGCAGCCACGUUCAUGAACGACGCCAUCGAGAAGGCCAGGAAAGCUGCGGAGCUGCAGGCCCGGAUCCAGGCUCAGCUGGCCCUGAAGCCGGGGCUCAUUGGCAACGCCAACAUGGUGGGGCUGGCCAACCUGCACGCCAUGGGCAUCGCGCCGCCGAAAGUGGAGCUGAAGGAUCAGACCAAGCCAACGCCUCUGAUCCUGGAUGAGCAGGGCCGGACGGUGGACGCGAGCGGGAAGGAGAUCGAGCUGACCCACCGCAUGCCCACCCUGAAGGCCAACAUCCGAGCAGUGAAGAGAGAGCAGUUCAAGCAGCAGCUUAAGGAAAAGCCCUCUGAAGACAUGGAGUCAAACACGUACUUUGACCCCCGAGUCUCCAUAACCCCGGCCCAGCGGCAGAAACGCACCUUUAAAUUCCAUGAAAAAGGCAAAUUUGAGAAAAUCGCCCAGAGGUUGCGAACAAAGGCUCAGUUAGAAAAGCUGCAGGCAGAGAUCUCCCAGGCUGCCAGGAAAACUGGGAUUCACACUUCCACCAAGCUGGCUCUGAUCACCCCUAAGAAGGAGCUGAAGGAGGGGGAGAUCCCAGAGAUCGAGUGGUGGGACUCCUACAUCAUCCCCAACGGCCUGGAUCUAAAAGGCGGGAUGACCUCAAAGAAAGACGAGUACUUUGGGAUCACGAACCUGGUGGAGCACCCGGCCCAGCUCAACCCCCCAGUGGACAGCGACACGCCGGUGACCCUGGGUGUGUAUUUAACAAAGAAAGAGCAGAAGAAAUUACGGCGCCAGACACGGCGAGAAGCCCAGAAGGAGCUGCAGGAGAAGGUCAGGCUGGGCCUGAUGCCACCACCAGAGCCCAAAGUGAGGAUUUCCAACCUGAUGCGGGUGCUGGGCACGGAAGCUGUCCAGGACCCCACGAAGGUGGAAGCUCACGUCCGAGCGCAGAUGGCCAAGAGACAGAAGGCUCACGAGGAAGCAAACGCAGCAAGGAAGCUCACGGCAGAGCAGCGCAAAGCCAAGAAGGUGAAAAAGCUCAAGGAGGAUGUUUCACAGGGAGUUCACAUAGCUGUGUACAGGGUCCGAAACUUGAGCAAUCCAGCAAAAAAAUUCAAAAUCGAGGCGAACGCUGGGCAGCUGUACCUCACGGGCGUGGUGGUCCUGCACAAAGACGUCAACGUGGUGGUGGUAGAAGGAGGCCCAAAAGCACAGAAGAAAUUCAAACGUCUUAUGCUGCAUCGAAUAAAGUGGGAUGAGCAGACGUCAAACACGAAGGGAGAGGAUGAUGACGAGUCUGACGAGGAGUCCGUUAAGAAAACAAACAAAUGCUCUCUGGUUUGGGAGGGCACGGCGAAGGAUCGCAGCUUUGGCGAGAUGAAGUUCAAGCAGUGUCCCACGGAGAACAUGGCGCGGGAGCACUUCAAGAAGCACAGCGCCGAGCACUACUGGGACCUGGCGCUCAGCGAGUCCGUGCUCGAGUCCACGGACUGAGCCCGGCCCCGGCCCCGGCCCCGGCCCCGGCCCCGGCCCCGGCCCCGCGGCCGCUCCUGCCCCGCAGCCCCGGACAGCUCCCAGCGCUCUCCUCAGAACCCCCAUUAAAGACAUAUUUUUUAAAACAAA